This is a messenger RNA of Spinacia oleracea (spinach), 468 nucleotides long. Its product is annotated as 40S ribosomal protein S5. Gene Ontology annotation, biological process: translation. The record is from RefSeq and is a predicted model, not a curated record. Lineage: Eukaryota; Viridiplantae; Streptophyta; Magnoliopsida; Caryophyllales; Amaranthaceae. The transcript is spliced from 4 exons. Bases 1 to 468 code for a protein of 155 amino acids.
AUGGCAUCGGAGUUCAUAGCAUUAGCUUCAUGUUGCAAGGAAGCGGAAUGGCUAAGGGAUUUGUUGAGAGAGGUUCAUGACAUGGCUUUGGCUUUGGCUUUGGCUGAUUACAUUGGAGUGAUGCUGAAGGUUCAGUGCCCUAUUGUUGAGAGGUUGACCAACUCUCUUAUGAUGCACGGACGCAACAAUGGAAAGAAGCUUAUGGCUGUUCGCAUUGUGAAGCAUGUCAUGGAAAUUAUCCACCUUUUGACUGACUUGAACCCCAUCCAAGUUGUUGUUGAUGCCAUCAUCAACAGUGGACCAAAAGAAGAUGCUACCAGAAUUGGUUCUGUUGGUUCUGUGAGGCGUCAAGCUGUUGAUAUCUCACCACUUAGGCGUGUUAAUCAGGCAAUCUAUCUUCUGACAACUGGAGCUCGUGAGAGUGCUUUCAGGAACAUUAAGACCAUUGCCGAGUGCCUAGCUUGCUGA